Xiphophorus maculatus (southern platyfish) is the source of this 1182-nucleotide messenger RNA. RefSeq names its product homeobox protein Hox-B1a-like (gene hoxb1a). Gene Ontology annotation, molecular function: DNA-binding transcription factor activity, RNA polymerase II-specific; RNA polymerase II cis-regulatory region sequence-specific DNA binding. Bases 1 to 1182 code for a protein of 393 amino acids. The record is from RefSeq and is a predicted model, not a curated record. NCBI's taxonomy places the organism in Eukaryota, Metazoa, Chordata, Actinopteri, Cyprinodontiformes, Poeciliidae. Gene Ontology annotation, cellular component: nucleus. The transcript is spliced from 2 exons. Gene Ontology annotation, biological process: regulation of transcription by RNA polymerase II.
AUGGACAACAUGAACUCCUUUGUGGAAUACUCUAUUUGCAACCGACCAGGCAACGGAUCUUAUCCUGCCCCUAAACCUGGAUAUCAUCAUCAUCAUCAUCUGCAUCACCACCACCUUCCUCUGGAGCAGCACCAUGGCCUCUCAGUGGCCCCCGGGUCUCUCCACACGGGCCUCAGCGGCUCCUCUGUCCCGGUGAACGGGGCCGGCGGUGACAGCGGGUACAACGCAGACGGAGGGGUGUACGGAAACACCGCAGCGGACAUUGGAGAGGCGCACGAGACCGGAGGAGUGAGCCAGCAUCAUCAGCAGCAUCCAGUAAAUCAUCUGGAGCAUCAGCAGCAACCGCACACACACAACGGCUUCCAACAUCACCAGAACCAAAGCUCUCAGAGUGGAUUAUUGACUCAGUAUACAAACGGCAGUGGAUGCACAUCCGGGGCCUACGCAGGUCAGACGUGUGUUACAAACUCAGAGUAUGUAGCCAUCACGGGUCCUCCCAGUUCCGUCCAGCCUCAGUAUUUUAUGGAGGAGUCGGUGGCCUCCACUUACUACCAUCAAUCAGCCUUUCCUACUUCCACCCCAGCUGUCGGCCCCAGCUACAGCGGCCUUUCCGGGUCGUACUGCGGGCCGCAGGGCCCUCUUGCCAGCUCUCAGUACCCGCAGCAGAUUGGCGGGGGUCUGGAAACAGUGGCUUAUCUGGGGUUCCCGCAAGCAGGAGGGUAUGGAGAACUGGCGGGAUCCCAGAACAGAGGGAGAGAAGAUGAGGACAGUCAGCAGUCGGGACAGGGGCAAACCUUUGACUGGAUGAAGGUGAAGAGGAAUCCCCCGAAAACGGUUAAAGUGUCGGACUUUGGUCUCACUGGAGUUCACAACAACGCCAUGCGAACCAACUUCAGCACGCGGCAGCUGACGGAGCUGGAGAAGGAGUUUCACUUCAGCAAGUACCUGACGCGGGCGCGGCGCGUGGAGAUAGCAGCAACACUGGAACUGAACGAGACCCAGGUGAAGAUCUGGUUCCAGAACAGACGAAUGAAGCAGAAGAAACGCGAACGGGAAGGAGCGGGCACUACUGCGCGCUCCUACUCAUCCGAGACCCGCAGCGGGUUUGUCAAGGACCUGGAGGACACGGACCACUCUUCUCUAUCCACCUCCCCGGGAGCGUCGCCGAGCUCCGAGACGUAG